AUGCUCUCAUUCCAUCGUCAAGCUACAAAGUAAUUGCUCCUUAAUAAAGGCGAUAAGAAACCAAGCCAUCCCAAAUUUGUAUUUGGAGUUCCAAAGGAAACAUUUCCAAAUGAAAAUAGAGUAGCUGCAACACCUGAAUCAAUUAAAAACUUAGUCAAAGAUGGUCAUCAAGUUCUAAUUGAGUCUGGUGCAGGUUUAAAGGCUAAUUUUGCAGAUAAUGUAUAUCAAGAAGUCGGAGCAAAAGUAGUCGACACUAAUUCAGUUUAUGACUAAUCUGAUGUAAUCUUAAAAAUAAGACCUCCUGAAAAUACAAAGACCUUGAAAGAAAACUAAACCCUUACAUCGUUCAUUUACCCUGCAUCAAAUAAAGAAUUACUAAACUAAUUAUAAGAAAAGAAGAUCACAACAUUUGCUAUGGAAUGUGUACCUAGAAUUACUAGAGCUUAAACAUAUGAUGCCUUAAGUUCUAUGGCUAAUAUUGCAGGAUACAAAGCAGUUGUGUUGGCAGCAAAUGAAUUCGGCAGAUUCUUUGCUGGUUAAAUGACAGCAGCAGGAAAAGUACCACCUGCUAAGGUGAUGGUUAUUGGAGCUGGAGUGGCUGGUUUAUCAGCUAUUGUAACUGCUAAGAAUAUGGGAGCUAUUGUUAGAGCAUUUGAUACAAGACUAGCAACUAAAGAAUAAGUAAAAUCUUGUGGAGCAGAAUUUCUGGAAGUCAAAAUAAAUGGAGAAGUAGUUGAUGGUGCAGGUAUCGGUGGAUAUGCUAAGGAAAUGGGAAAAGAAUAUUUAGAAGCAGAAUUAGCUUUAUUCUUAAAGUAAGCCAAAGAAGUUGAUAUCAUUAUCACCACUGCACUUAUCCCAGGAAGACCAGCACCAAAAUUAUUGUCAAAAGAAUUAGUAGAAAACAUGAAAUAAGGAUCUAUUAUUGUUGAUUUGGCUGCUGAAACUGGAGGAAACUGUGAAUUAUGCAAACCAGGAGAAUUAUACAAUCACUAAGGAAAAGUUAAGAUCAUUGGAUAUACUGAUUUACCAAGCAGAUUACCUACUUAGAGUUCAACAUUAUAUGCUAAUAACAUUGGAAAAUUGAUGUAAUACAUUGUAGGAACAAUCAAAGAUCCAAAUGGAAACAUGACUCAAGUGGAUUUGAAUGAUGAUGUCGUUAGAUAAUCAUUAGUAACAUUAAAUGGAGAAUUGAAAUGGCCACCUCCUCCCAUCAUUACAUCCAAGAGUGAACUCUAAUAAGCUGAUACAACUAAAGCUGCAACUGGUCAUAAAAAAUAAGAAGUCAAAGUAGAUCCAUAUAAAUAAGCUUGGAAGAAUGUAAUUAAUACAUCAGCAUCUCUAAUGGCAAUGAUGGCUUUAGGUUAUCAAUCUCCUAAUAUGGAAUUCUUAAAAAUGUUGAAUACUUUUGCUUUGGCAGGAAUUGUUGGUUAUCAAGUCGUUUGGGGUGUGACUCCCGCCUUACAUUCACCAUUGAUGUCAGUUACAAAUGCAGUAUCUGGUAUAAUUAUAGUUGGUGGUAUGGAAUUGAUGGAUGGCAAGUAUUUACCAGGAUCUUUGACUGGAUUAUUGGCAGCUGUUUCUGUUGCCAUAGCUUCCCUGAACAUUUCAGGUGGUUUCUUAGUCACACAAAGAAUGUUAAAUAUGUUUAGAAGACCAACCGACCCUGCUGAAUACAAUUAUUUAAUGGCAUUAGCAGGUGCUACAGGAGUACUAGGAUAUUAUGGUGGACUCUACUAUGGAAUUCCAAAGGAACCAUUGACAAAUCUUUCAUAUUUAGCUUCAUCCAUCGCUUGUAUUUUAGCUAUUGGUGGAUUAGCAUAAUAAUAGACAGCUAGAAUUGGUAAUAGUUUUGGUUGUUUGGGAGUUGGAUUAGGUGUAGCUGCCACUCUUGGAUAUAAAGGAUACUCUCCAGAAUUAUUAGCUUAAUGGGCAUCAAUGGUUAUGUUAGGAGCUACCAUUGGAGGUACAGUUGCUACUAGAGUUGCAAUCACAGAUUUACCUUAAUUAGUUGCUUGUUUCCAUUCCUUUGUUGGUUUGGCAGCAGUCUUAACUUCUAUUGGUAACUAUUUACAUGUAUUCCCUCAUUUGGCUGAAGAUCCAGCUGCACUUGUUCAUAAAUUAUCAAUCUUCUUUGGUAUUUUCACAGGUGGUAUCACAUUCACAGGAUCACUCAUUGCCUUUGCUAAAUUGUAAAAUCUCUUGCCCUCAAAUCCAACAGUUAUUCCUUAUCACAAUUAAGUAAACAUUGCAUUGGCAGCCUUAUCUGUUGCAUCUUUAUUAAUUUAUAAUUAAACAGGUAGUUUUGCUGUUGGAAUGACAGCUUUAUUAACAGCCACAGCUGCUAGCAAAGUGUUAGGAGUUACAUUAACAAAUGCUAUUGGUGGAGCUGAUAUGCCAGUCGUAAUUACAGUUUUGAAUUCAUAUUCAGGAUGGGCAUUGUGUGCUGAAGGUUUUAUGUUAGACAAUCCAUUAUUAACUAUUGUUGGAGCAUUGGUUGGAUCAUCAGGUGCCAUUCUCUCUUAUAUUAUGUGCAAGGCCAUGAAUAGAAAUUUAACAAGUGUUAUCUUCGGUGGAUUUGAUGUUAAUCCUGCAGCCAUCCAAGCUACUAAAGUUGAAGGUACUCACACUGAAAUCAAUGUUGAAUAAGCUGUUGAAAUGAUGGUCAACAGUAAAUCAAUUAUUAUUGUUCCUGGAUAUGGUUUGGCUGUUGCUAAAGCCUAAUAUCCAGUUGCUGACAUGUGCAAGACACUUAUGGACUAAGGAAUUAAGGUUAGAUUUGGUAUUCAUCCAGUUGCUGGUAGAAUGCCUGGAUAAUUGAAUGUCUUAUUGGCUGAAGCUGGUAUACCAUAUGAUAUUGUAUUUGAAAUGGAUGAAAUUAAUGAUGACUUCCCUGAUACUGAUCUUGCUGUUGUUAUUGGUGCUAAUGACACUGUCAAUUCAGCUGCUGAAGAAAAUCCAAAUUCACCAAUUGCAGGUAUGCCUGUAUUGAGAGUCUGGGCUGCUAAAUAAUCAAUUGUUAUGAAGAGAUCCAUGGGUGUUGGAUAUGCUGCCAUUGACAAUCCAGUAUUCUAUAAACCAAAUAAUAAUAUGUUAUUGGGUGAUGCUAAGAAAACUUGUGAUGAACUUACCUCAAAGAUUAAGGAUCACUUUAAAUGAUGAUUUAAUUCUGUUGUAAAUUUCAUAUAAAUAUUAAAACUAAACUUCAUUUUA
Messenger RNA from Paramecium tetraurelia, 3210 nucleotides. RefSeq lists its product as uncharacterized. Gene Ontology annotation, cellular component: mitochondrial inner membrane. Gene Ontology annotation, molecular function: NADP binding; NAD binding. The transcript is spliced from 5 exons. Gene Ontology annotation, biological process: proton transmembrane transport; NADPH regeneration. Lineage: Eukaryota; Ciliophora; Oligohymenophorea; Peniculida; Parameciidae. The record is from RefSeq and is a predicted model, not a curated record.